Molecule: messenger RNA, 1836 nt
Organism: Drosophila navojoa
Lineage: Eukaryota; Metazoa; Arthropoda; Insecta; Diptera; Drosophilidae
Biological process (GO): mRNA splicing, via spliceosome
Cellular component (GO): U4/U6 x U5 tri-snRNP complex
Molecular function (GO): U4 snRNA binding; protein binding; U6 snRNA binding
Source: RefSeq, a predicted model, not a curated record
CCUACAGCACAGGGAAUCGACCAAACUAGUUGCCUGCCCUUAGCUUCUCUACCGACGGGGCUGACAAGGCAACGCGCAACAAAUUAAAGCAGGUCAGCAAGCACAACUCGACUCGACAAAGGAAUUCCGACAGUCGCCUCACAGACAACAGCUGCGGAAUGAGCGCCAAUAAAAUUUUCCUACGCUAUUACCCGCCAGGCUUGGCUUUGAGUUAUCGAUCGGCUAAGGGCGGUGAGAGACUGCGACACUUCGAUUUGCUCGACUUGGAUGCCAAAACCAAUGUGGAGCAAUUGGCGGAUAGAAUUUUGUUUGAGGAGCUGCAGGUGAGGGAGUCAGGAGGAGAUGAGGGCGCCGCCUGUGCUGAGAGUGCUCCAUUAUGCUUGCCCGCCAACUCCAAGGCCUCCAGCUCACAUAACAUGUUCAGCGCACUGAAGCAAGCCAUUGAGAAGCUGCAGGCGAAGCUGCGCGAGCCCAUUAAGAAGAAGUUCUAUCUGCACAAGUGCUACAACUCGCACAUUCUGCCGCUGACCAACGUGUGCUUCGAUCGCAGCGGCGAGCGCUGCUUGACUGGCAGCUACGAUCGCACCUGCCAUGUGAUCAACACCAGCACCGGCCUGGUGCAGCACGUGCUCAACGGGCAUGACAACGUGGUCUUCUCGGUGGCCUUCAACACACCCCGCUGCGACAAGAUCAUUACGGGCUCCUUUGAUGGCACCGCCAAGAUCUGGUCCGCAGCCACUGGCCAGUGCCAGAGCACGUUGUAUGGCCACACAGCCGAGGUGGUGGCUGCCGAAUUCAAUCCUGCGCACGACCAGGACGUGGCGACGGCCUCCAUUGAUGGCAAGGCGCGCAUCUUCGAUGCGGAAACGGCGCAGGAGCUGCAGCAGUUGAGCCACCAUGGCGCCGAGGUGAUUGUGGCGCACUACUCUCGCGACGGCCAGCUGCUGCUGACAGGUUCCUUUGACCACACAGCCGCCAUUUGGGACAUACGCAGCAAGAGCUGCUGUCAUCAGCUGCGUGGACACACUGCGGAGUUGUCAAACUGCGUCUGGAACUUCAGCAGCUCGCUGAUUGCCACCGGCAGCCUGGACCGCACUGCACGCAUCUGGGAUGUGCGCCGCCUGGACCAGGAGCUGCAUUUGGUGUCGACGCACAGCGACGAGGUGCUGGACGUCAGCUUCGAUGCGCCCGGCAAGCACUUGGCCACCAGCAGCAGCGACUGCACGGCGCGCGUCUGGAGCUUGGAGCCGUUCGAGAUGCUGUCGCUGAUGGCCGGCCACAGCGAUGAGGUGAACAAGGUGUGCUUCAGUCCCAGUGGCUGCAUGCUGCUCACCGCCUCGGCGGACAACACGGCACGCCUCUGGCUGGCCGAGACGGGCCAGUGCUCUCAGGUGCUGACGGGCCAUGAGUCGGAGGUGUUCAGCUGCGCCUACAGCUAUGCAGGCGACGCCAUAUUGACUGCGUCCAAGGAUAACACUUGCCGCGUUUGGAGGUGAUACGACUGGUACACUGUGCAGUUCAACUCUGAUUAAACAAUGAUAACGGUUUUUUGUUCUUUUCUUUUUAUCAACAUUUACUACAAACUCGGGUUUUUUUUUUCAUGUUCAUUUUUUUCUGUUUUGCUUUAAGUUUCUUAGUAUUUCAUUUCGCACACUUCUUACAAAUUAAUAGUUUUUUUUUCUGUUUUCCAUUACAGGUUUAAUUUUGUUUCUUUACUUAUUUUGUUUUGUGUUUAAAGUGGAUAUCAUCUCUCAUAUACAUAUAUAAAAAUAAUGAACAAAAAUUAUCCUUCAGUAACAAACAUUAUACAGCUUACAAAAGUCCGCUUCAUUUCGG